This is a messenger RNA of Aspergillus alliaceus, 216 nucleotides long. RefSeq lists its product as uncharacterized. Bases 1 to 216 code for a protein of 71 amino acids. The transcript has 3 exons. The record is from RefSeq and is a predicted model, not a curated record. NCBI's taxonomy places the organism in Eukaryota, Fungi, Ascomycota, Eurotiomycetes, Eurotiales, Aspergillaceae.
AUGAUCAUUAAAAUCUCUCAGCGCGUGUUUGUUGGCGAUCGGCUAUCCCAGGAUCCAGAUUGGAUCCAAGCUAUCAAGGAUUGCACUGGCGGAGCUUUCAGUGCCGUUCCUGAGCUGUGGAAAUACCCCGCAUUGCUUCAGGCAUUGGUGGCAUGGAGAAUGCCACAGCUGCGUGCUAUAAGAAAGCAUAGGGCAAAGGCUAAGGAUCUCCUCUGA